GCUGCCCCCCAUCUUAUGUCUAGUCUAGGUUUUGCCCUAAUAAGGCUGGUCUCUGCCUGGGUGUGGAGGGGGCGGGAAGGAGCUGUGACUCAUCCCGGGACAGCAACAAGGGCGGUUGACAGGACUGAGAGGGGAAACCGAGGCAGAGAGGAGGACAGUGAGGGCCACAAUGAAGCUGCCAUCACCCCCACCCUUGUCCUCUCUGUCUUUGCCGCCGUCCUGGGCUCCCUGCAGUUCGGGUUCAACAUUGGGGUCAUCAAUGCUCCCCAGAAGAUCAUUGAGCAGCACUACAAUGCCACAUGGAUGGAGCGCCAGGUGACCGACCAGCCGGUGCCCAUUGACCCUGUGACCCUCACGACCUUGUGGUCCCUUUCAGUCGCCAUCUUCUCCAUCGGGGGGAUGAUCUCCUCCUUCUGCAUCAGCUUCGUCUCUGAGUGGCUGGGAAGGAAACGGGCCAUGAUCGCCAACAACGUCCUGGCAUUCGUGGGCGGCGCCUGCCUGGGUCUGGCGAAGCUUGGCCGCUCCUAUGAGCUCGUCAUCAUUGGCCGCUUCGUUAUCGGCGCCUACUCAGGCCUGUCGUCAGGGCUGGUGCCCAUGUACGUGAGCGAGAUCGCACCAACGCGGCUGCGGGGGGCGCUGGGCACACUGCACCAGCUGGCCGUGGUGCUGGGCAUCCUGGCAGCCCAGGUGCUGGGCCUGGAUACAUUGCUGGGCACGGCCGAGCUGUGGCCACUGCUGCUGGCGCUGACGCUGGUGCCCGCCGCUGCCCAAGUGCUGCUGCUGCCCUUCUGCCCCGAGAGCCCCCGCUUCCUCUUCCUGGCACGUGGCAAGGAGGCCAAGGCCAAGGAGAGUGAGUGCCCUCAGGGGCGGGGCCUGCAGGGGAAGGGGGAGAGGCCUGGAAGCAAGUGGAGGGACUUGGGGUGGAAGGAGAAGGGGUUCAGGAGCAGAGGGAAGGGACUGGAGGGGGGGGGGAGGGACAGGGAGCAGCCCCUGCUUGUGGCCAUCAUGCUCCAGCUCUCCCAGCAGCUCUCAGGCAUUAAUGCUAUCUUCUACUACUCCACCAGCAUCUUUGAGGCAGCGGGCGUGGGGCGCCCAGCCAUGGCCACCAUUGGGGCUGGUGUAGUCAACACUGCCUUCACUGUGCUCUCGGUGAGCCUUGCCCCCUCCCCUGGAACCCUGCCCCCUCCCCCUGGGGAACGUAUGGGGCGCCGCACACUGCACCUGCUGGGCCUGGGUGGGAUGCUGGGCUGCGCCGUGACCAUGACCAUGGCCUUGGGCUUGCUGGACCGUGUGCCAGCCAUGAGCUACGUGAGCCUAGUGGCCACGCUGGGCUUCGUGGCCUUCUUCGAGGUCGGGCCAGGCCCCAUCCCCUGGUUCAUUGUGGCCGAGCUGUUCGGGCAGGGCCCGCGCCCAGCUGCCAUGGCCCUGGCCGGCUGCGCUAACUGGACCUGCAACUUCCUCGUGGGCAUGACCUUCCCUGCCCUGGCCGAUGCCUGCGGCCCUUAUGUGUUCCUGCUCUUUGCGGGGCUGCUCUUGGCCUUCUUCCUCUUCACCUACUUCAAGGUGCCUGAGACACGGGGCCGGACCUUUGAGGAGAUCACGGCCACAUUCCGACGCACCCCGUCGUUGCUGGACCACGAGGUCAAGCCCGGCACCGAGCUAGACUGCCUUGGCCCCAACGACUGUGCUUGAUUGGGCAGUGAUGCGGGGCGUGGUGCCAGGGACCUGCAGCCAGAGGGGGUGCAGGGAAGCCAGACUCAAACCCGCACCUGGACACGGGCUAGAAUCAAAUCCACGUCCAGCCAGGAAAGAUGGGCAGAAACAAAAUGGCGACCCUGGGAGUUGAACCCAGGGUCAGCUGGAAUGGGAGUGGGACAGGGGUCCAGUCCCUGGGAGUUCAAUGCUGUGCACAUAUAUGUAUUGC
Alligator sinensis (Chinese alligator) is the source of this 1924-nucleotide messenger RNA. RefSeq names its product solute carrier family 2 member 4 (gene SLC2A4). The transcript has 9 exons. Gene Ontology annotation, molecular function: hexose transmembrane transporter activity. Gene Ontology annotation, biological process: monosaccharide transmembrane transport; cellular response to insulin stimulus. Lineage: Eukaryota; Metazoa; Chordata; Crocodylia; Alligatoridae. Gene Ontology annotation, cellular component: membrane. The record is from RefSeq and is a predicted model, not a curated record. The coding region runs from base 16 to 1692 and encodes 558 amino acids.